This is a messenger RNA of Cinara cedri, 30175 nucleotides long. Lineage: Eukaryota; Metazoa; Arthropoda; Insecta; Hemiptera; Aphididae. The record is from the annotation of a GenBank genome assembly.
GGUCAGUGUCUUGCUGUGAGCGUGUCCGUACGGUGUCCGCGCGCCCGCGAUAAUAACACUGAUAUUAUUCGUACGCGUUCGCGCGUAUUUCCGAUUGUUUACGUCUUUGUUUUCGUCACGGGCGUUUUUAUACAAUUAUGCCGGUGUCGCCGUCCCGAACGGAAUACCUUAAGGCAUCCGUGUUUCCGCGGGCCGUCGCUGAGGGCGCGUUCGGACCGGACGCUCGUUUCGUGUCGUUCACCGUGGAGGACGGUCCCGGGGACACGGCCGGCGCCCAGUUCGCAUCGGACAUCGUGUUCGGAACGGUUACCGUGCAGACGAACGGCACGGCCACCGAACCGCCACGCCGUCACCCGGUGGUGAUUAAGUUCAAGAACGCCAAUCCCGUCAUGUCGGCCAUGAUGAACAUGCACCAAAAAUUCUAUAACGAGUACUUAUUCUACGCCCGGCUACUGCCGGAACUGGCCAGGCACGCGGCCCACCCGGCCGCCGCCCUGGCCCUGUUCCCGCGGUUAUUGUAUUCCAACGCUACGCUGGACGGGGCUGACGGCGAAGAACAGGUGAUCGUGAUCGCUAGCAUAUCGCCCGCCGGUUACCGGAUGACGGAUCAGCGGGUGUUCUUGGACGCCCAACACGUUCUGCUGGCCUUGCGCAAACUGGGCGCGUUGCACGGUCUGUCGUACGCGGCCAAAGCCAGUCCGGACGGCCGACGGGCCUUGUUGGAACUCACCGCCUCGCUGGCUGAAACCCAGUGGUUCGACGGUUAUUGGUACAAGAGUCCGCGGUUCUUACCAGGUAUGCGGCGUAACUUUUCUGUUCGAAUCUAACGAAUAUUUUUAAUUUUCCCGUUCCGUCUGGGGACAAAAACAAAACACUGAAAACACUGUUCUGACGACGACGACGAUAGCGGACAAAUAAAAAACAGAAUUUUUUUUUUUCUAUCACUUCUUGUAUUUGUAAAUAAGAAACACGAAUCGUUCAAAACGUUUAAACUAAGACGUAUAAAACCGUAUACAAUAUUUAUUUAGUAACUAUUUAAAUGGCGCAACGGUGAAACUAUAAUAAGUAUCUAGUUAUCUCGGUAGUUGGUAGAUCAAUUGUUCCCACUUCCUAUGAGUUAGUUUAAAUGUUUCAAACAAUUUAUUUUACUAUUAUAAAAUUGUCAUUUUUUUUUUUUUUAAUGAUGUUCUAGAGAGUAUAGAAAAUUUUUGAAAUUUUGAAGCUCAUAAUUCCGAACCGAUUUUAUACUACUACGCCUAAUUUACCGUUUAUUAGCUGCGCGGCAUUAUUGUAAAAUAAUUUAAAAUACUUCGGUUCGUCGAGUAUGUUUUUUUAUUUUUUUAAUUAUUUAAAUUGGAAUUUUAUUGAAAUUAUGUUAAUAAGCAUUUUUUCCGCACAGUUUAAACUGAUCCCCGCUAAAAUAUAAACGGAAAGGGUGGGGGAGAACGUUAUUCGAUAAACAUUUUUUUUUUUUUUUUUUUUUUUUUUUUUUUGUUUUCACGCACGUAUCACUCGAGGAAAUUCGAUUGUAUAAAAUAGCUUCGAAAACUAUUUAUGUUCAUGUUGUAGACAAAAUCUCGAGUGAGAAAAUCUCGCUCGUCCUUUUUAAACUCAAAUAUUUACACUUUUCGAGUAGGUACGCGCGCGAGUACUUGAGUGCAGCUCACGCACGUAUAAAAAUAAACGGUAAACAAUAGAAAAUUCCUUACCCCUGAUAAUUAUUAAAUGCCACCGUCUUGCAACAGCAUAAUAAUUAUCGGGAAGUUUAAGGAGAUAAAUUUGGCAAAAUAUGCUCACAACAAAAAUAAUCGGAAUGACAAGAAGAUAUUUUAAAUGUGCGAAAAAAAAAAAAAAUUAAAACAUUUGAUUUUGGCACCGGUUGGCGUCAUAUUUUGACAUUUAUCGAGCCGAAAAAAAUAGUUGAAAAAAAAAUAUAGGUAUUAUUAAUAUUUGCGAAGCCGAAUUGGAAAUAAAUGAAAUAUGUUUUAUAUAACGUACGUACCUGUUGAGCCGUUGUGUAGGGGAACGACCGAUAUUUUCUGUAGAUGUCCAAUUUCUAAUGACCCAAUCAACUCGUCAGACUCAUCAUAACUUAUCAUCUACCGGGUAUCCAAACGGACUUUAAUGUGUGUCCGAUAUUUGGAAAAAAAAACGCUUCGAGCUGUAAACGAUACACGUCCGAUUUUAACUGGCUCGAAUGUCUCUAACCGAAUAUUAUUAACCUUAUACCCGGGCACGGAUUCAGAGCAAAUAUUGGAGGGGGGAGACAACACAAAUACAUUUGAAGUAUAAUAUGUAUAUGAUACGUAAUGUAUAUUAUUUUCUCAUACGUAUCAGUGAUUGGACCAUAGUGAUAUCAGGACCAAUAGGAUUAUUAAAAAAAAAAAAAAAAAAUUCGGAGAAAUAAUUUGUAUGUCUGGGGCGCAAGGUCCAAAGGGGGGGGGGUCGGGCCCUCAGGUCCGCCCCUAACCUAUUGGAUCCAUCCUUGCGUAUACCCGCAGUAAUAUCAUACUGUUGUACCCGCAUGUGUGCGGUCCCAGUCCAACUAACGGGCGAUGUAGCAAAAUCUACCCCGCGGCAGAACUCGCUUGAUUUCGAUUUCAAUCACCUAUUGAGCCAAAAACACGAUACGGUUUUUUUCAUUAUUAUACUGAUAAUCAUUCCGUGUAUAACGUAUACUGAUAAUCAUUCCGUGUAUAACGUUCGUUACGCCGUUCAGAAAAAACGACCGAUCCGUCGGUUUUAAACGACUGUUUAAUAUUUUUCGAAAAAAAAAAGAAAAGAAAAAAAAACCCGGUGGCCUCUGGCCCUCUCGUUUUCGGUUUUAUAAAAGACAAACUGCUCUAAAACCGAAAUUGAACGAGUUCUACCGCGGUGUCUGCACGCCGUAGAUUUCGGUAUAUCGCCCGGUCAGUCGGAUUGAAAGAGCUCGGCUGGCCCGCGGCUGCCCCGCGCUCUCAACGGGCGACCGUUAAUUUUGUAAACGUGUUUUAUUAUAGAUCGAUAAUACCCCUCCCACCCGAUUACGAAAUGCGACAUUUUUCUUUGCUAUAAGAGAAAUGGCGUUUUACCUUUUCGGUAAAAAAAGGUAUCGGGCCGGCUGAAGGAACGGCCGAAAUCGUCAAUUUCCCCGAUAUAUAAUAAGUCCAUAAUAGUUCUCGGCGUACUUGCUUUUUGAUGAACAGGAAAAACUCGCUCGCUCUUUUGAUUUUAAAUCGAAAUAAACAAGAGUUCUUCGACUGCGCUAUAAUUGCCACGGUGAAUAAUGCGAAAUCCGUACUACACCAUCCAUUAAUUUUCUCUCUAUUUCUAAAUUAACGAUUUGUUUCGUUUUUUUUUUUUUUUUUUAUAAAUAGAUUAAUCUACGUACAUUUGCAAAGUAGGUCAUCUUUUAAGUGCCCUCUUUACCCCCCCCCCUCCAACCACUGAAUUUUAUUAAAUUUAAAAGGAUUUCGUAUGUCUAUCCGAUAUAAUACGCGUUGUUACGCGUGUCGACAUUUUUACAAAAAUAUUCUCUAUUCCCCAAUAGUCAGUCGGGAAGGAUUCUGUUAUUGAAAUCCAAAAGUGUAUAGACACUCGUGUAUACCGAGUACCUUAGCCGGGUACGUGGAGUACAUAUGGAAUAGGGGUGGACUGUUAAAAGUAAUGUAUUGAAAACAAAGCUUAAACGGUUCCGCCACAAUACGACCGAACGAGAAAACCUCCAAAACAAAAAUCCACGUCGCAUCGGAUCCUCCGAGACAAUCGUCGCCGGUUCGCGGAUAAAAUAAAUAGAUUAACAGCCUCACGAAAAUUAAAAGUUCCGAAAAUACAAUGCAUUAUGAUUGAUACAAUAUCGUACGUGCGUUAUAUAACGGAUCGUUUAGUGCCUACGCGAUAUUUCGAAAAAAAAAAAAAAAAACAAACAAACACAGACAAAUAUUAUCGUCGGAACGCAUUUGUUAUGUAAAUCGAGAAAAGGUCGAACGCGUUGCGAACGAGUGUCGACGCGAUAAUAAUAUCGCUAUCGUUUUCACGGUGUCCUCUUGAACCGAAAAAAAAAAAACACGCACAAAUACGAAUAAAAAUUAACGAUUUAUUAUUAUCGCCGUAAUUCGACGCCUCGCGGAUGGUCCGCGACGGUCGUGUACGUUUACGUAAUGCAUCGGAUUACCGGCCGAGUUCGACACGAUUAAUACUGCGCGCACCAGCGUUGGCCGGGGCGAUUUUUUUUUUUUUUUAAAGAAAAUCAUUACGCAAAACGUCGCUGCGACAAAAGUUUGAUAUUUAUCUAUACGGAUAUAUAUGUAUUGUUAUAAAGUUAUCUACUGUGUGUAAUACAACGCAAUCUGUAAAGUUUCGGGCGAGGGGAUCGGUAGGGAUAUAUUUAUAUGCAUGUAUAUAUAUGUGUAUACACCCGUGUAAUAAUUUAUACACCUGUGUUGUUAUAUAUACUGGGGGGGGAAAAAAAAAACAACAACAAACUUAGUUCCUUCUAAAAUAUUACCGAUAUCGCGAAAUCUGAUUAUAUUAUAUUAUUAUCGUCUUUUGUGCGAAACGAGUUCUGAAUAAAAGCCCGCGGGCUGCGGAAAAUGGUAAUGAGACAAUGAUAGAAAUGUCAUGACAUUGCAUUUUAUGUUGUAUGCGUUGUAGUAAAAUAUAGCGGCAGUAAAGCAACGGCGACGAUGGCGGCGGCGGCGGUAGACGAAUUUUCUCAAUUUCUCAUUUUAGCGAACGCGCGAGAUAAAUUUUACGUUACAAUAAGAUGAACGAUAAUCAUUAUUUAUAUAGCUCUGAAAACCCAUUUGUAUUGUGUUGUGCGUGUACACUCUCGUGUUGUGGAUGUAUACCGCAGUUCGUACGAGUCUAUGCGCGAGCACGCCGGGCCAGAGGAGCGCGAGACUUAAGUUUCCUGGCGGAGGGGGUCGAAGCAGCCGGAGCACGGCGCGUCGCGCGGACAAAUUUCGCGUCGAAAAUUGGUCGAAAUCCUACGCGGUGUAUUCAAAUUAAAACGGAAAAAAAAAACCUAGGUACCUCGGAAAAGCGGGACAGUGUGCGUGUGUGAUAAGGGGGGGGGAUAAAGAGAUUGAUUACUUAACCGCGGCAAUCGAACGUGUCAAUCGCGUUGUCACCGUCGAUUGAUUAAUGAACAUUAAAUCCAACUAUAUAGUGUAUAGGAAAAGUAUACGGGGAAAAAAAAAAAAAAAAAACCCGCGACCAGGUUUAAAGAAAAUAAUAAUUAUUUUUGUUCGGUUUUUAAUCAAAACCAAAUAGCGUUAUAAACAAUAUAAUAGCCGGCGCAUUGUCUUUCAACCCGUCUCCGAUGAUUGAAAACGCGUAUAAAAGUGUUGUGGCGAGUGGAAAACGGAUUCAACACAAAAAUAAAAUAAAACAAAAUACGGACAUUAAUAUGGUUAUUUGAAUGCUAUUUUUUCGUUUGAUUUUUUUUUAUUCCCAGCCGUAGCGAGAGAGUUAUCGGUUUUACUAAGAUGUUUAUUUUUCUUUCUUUCUUUAUUUCUUUCUUUGUUCUAGUCAGUGGACACGGUUUUUCCUAGUAUAAUUGCUCCGAUUUUUACGCGUAGCGCUUUUUCUGAAAGCUCAGGUUGUUUGUUUAGAUUGUACUUUAAAGAGGUUAUUUUUUCAAACUCGAUGCCGUUUUUUUGAAUAAAAGCAUUUAAGUGGGAAAAAAAAAACGUAGGAAAACGUACAAUUUCACGAUUUUGUUAUUUUAUAAAAACACGGACGACGUUUUCUACCGGAAAAAUGAUUGAAAAAAUAACAAGACACAUUUUUGAUUUGCUUUCUAACGGUAUUAUCGUCAAAAAUGUUGAGCCUUUUUUGAGCUUUUAAGGAAUUUUAAUUUUCGGGAGGUUUUUCGCUGUAAUUCGAUUAUAAAUUCACGUAGAAACUCGAAACUCGGUAAUAAUACUAAUAUUGGACUUACUUAGACGCGGUAAAAUUUCCAAAAUAAUAUCGGACGAUAUUUCUUUUAAUAAGCGUUUUGAAAUCGGAUUCAAACGUAAAUCGAAAAAAAUAAAUUACCACAAUUUAAAUUAUGUACUAUCGGACUGCGCUAGAAAUCGUCUUCCGUCAAGAAAUUGUAUGUCGUUGCUAACAGAUAUAAAUGAAAUAACCUCACGUAUCCUACAAUCGCAACUUCUCACCUACGACAGUGGCCGCUCCCAUCUCCAAUAUCGGCUCUUGUUUUUAUUAUUAUUCACAUUUUAGAACGUUAACAAUUCGGAUUCGGUUUUUAAAAUGUUCUUUUAAAAUUUCUACACGACGAAUUCUACCUAUGAAGCUUUGCGGUGUUUAGCAUUUUAUAGAUGCGUUUAUUUUGAAUUUCUCGCAAGCUUUGAAACAUUCUCAGUCACAUUUACAUAUAUAUUAUAUUGUUUUCGAUGGAAAUAAUGUGUAUAAUCUACAGUGCAUAAAACAUAAAACGUCGGACGAACCGCUCUUUAAAACGAUCAAUAACACCUAUAAUGUAUUAUAAAUUUAAAACCUACGCAACAAUAAUGCGAUCUAAUUAUGAAAAGUUGGCCUUUUUUCAAAUCAUUGGAAAAUCCGGAAGAAUCGUUCUAGAAGAAUUUCGAUUUUGGAUUUUCAAAUUCCGUUGAAAAUCCUAUUGAAAACAGUUUCGUGUUGGGAUCACGGUCGUAGACAAUUAGUAUUAUAUCCGACUUAGAAUGCUAUACAUAUUACAGACAUAAUUGACAUUUUAUUGAAAAUCGCUUAGUUAAAUGAAAAAAAUCGCUGAUUAAUAAUUGAAAAAUCUCCACCGUAAUCCUACUAUAUGUAUAGACAUUAUAUAUAUUAUAUUAUUUAUUAUUCAUCAACUAAAUAAAACAAUUGUACAAAUGAUAUAUAACAAGCGUAAUUACACUAGUGGUUUACUCGUUAAAGCCUGUGGCUGUGGUGUGAGUAGGGUUUAGAUAUGACGUAAUAACUAAAAUAUUACAUAAAUAUAGUUAAUACGUCAUGAACAAUACAUUUCGAUUAAAUUAUUUGUAACCUAUAAAUAAAAAUAUAACUAAAUAACAAAAUCUUGAAAUUGUAAUCCAUCAAUGUUAACGUUUAAAAUGUGAAUAGGUAUUACCAAAAGUAGAUAAAUUAAUUUUAUAUCAUGCACACAUUUUACAGAAAAUAAAUAACGUACCUGCAGACAUUGAAAUUACGACAUCGUUGCUACAUAAUAUGUAUAUGUUAACUACAUAAACGUUUUAUAGUUGCUGUAUAUAAUGUCAAUUACACGAAAUUUUUUUUGUUUUUGAAAAAUAAUUACUUUUUUUAUUUAUUAUUAUUUAAAAAAAAAAACAAACAUUCAUAUUCCCCGUUUUAUGUGAACACAUUAUCUAAGAACCGUUCGUCGGAUAUAAAUGACAGUAUUGUUAAUAUCCAAACGAUUGCUGAUGAGUAUAACAUAUUUAUAACCGCGGGGCGAUAGUUGGAAAGUGUCCUUCGCGUCUUUGAAAAAUCUAUCAAACGCGUUAAAAGUAAAAUCAGAUCAAAUCUAAUCGCAUAUAAUCUAUAUAAUCUCAUGUUAAACCCUUUAAACUGGCCAAUCAUCUCGGAUUGAUUAUGCCGCGGUUAAUGUCUUGCAGUUAAAAUGUCGACCGCGAGCGAUAACAAAAUCUCAUUUCUAGUUUCACCCCGGGGAUUUACAUUGACUGGCGUUUGAAUUAUCUUAACUGUAGAGAUCUGUAUCUAAAACGGUUUGAUUUCGGGCCUUCUCUGUUUCUGGAUUGAUCGUCGUUUUAAUGCGAUACAAUUUACGAAUUUCAAUAAUCGGGUGUUUAAAAAAUAUUUUACUCUAACUAAAAUAAUAUACAGAGAAAAAAAAAAUCACACGGCACCGGUAUCAAUGUAACAGUAGAUCGAAUUUAUCACGUAGAUAACGUAAUAUUAUAUUAUAUACAGCGUGGCGCUUUACCAGGAUUAUACAGGCACACUUAGUUGAUCUCGUUCGCCCGACGGUAAUAAAUUUUACCGGAAUCCGAUAAGCGAUAACGAUUGUCUUUAAAUUAUUUAUUGCAUAUGAUAAAGCGAUGUUGUAUAAAAAAAAAAAAAAAAAAAAAAAGAUGUCGGCGUUUUACCUUGGUUAAAUUAUUGAUAAUAUUGUUAUAUUCAUUUUAUGCGGCGUGUUCGUAUACACACACACACAGACACACACAUAUAUAUAUAUAUAUAUAAAUACACACGCAAAUUGCGUUUGAAGACGAAUUUAAUAAAUUACACACCCGUUGUUGUCAAAACCGAAUCACCAAUAAAUCACGACGGCUUUUAAAGCUCGACGGUAUUUUUUUUCUCCACCAUUCACCCGCAGUUGUAUGUGUAAAGGGCGACUGUAAAAUUGAAUUGUUAAUACUGCCGUUGGAUAACGAUUGUACAUAUUAUAAAACCGACACCAACCGCUCGUAAAUAUCGAAAAUUAAUUGUCGAAUCGACUGAACCGGUCGAGACCGCCCAGUAAUUCAUAAUAUUAUAUCACGUUCCCCCUCUCCCUCCCUAAAAAAACCUACCGAUUAUUAUUAUAAUUUCUUCUGUAUAAAAUUCCAAAAAAAACAAAUACCAAAAUGCGACGAUGGUUUAUCUAAAUCUGUUGCGCGCGUUCGUUUGUCGAACCGAAAUCGUGUAUACUAUAUUAAUAUUAUGACAGCUGGCGGAUGCCUUUGUCACGAUUGUACAUCCGAACGAAGAUUUCGAGUGAAAUUGAUUCAGGUUUUUGUACGCAAUCAUUUUAUAGCUACUCGGUCUGUUAAUGUAAUAAAUUUUAAAAUAUUUGCCUGACUUUCCGGCGUUUUUCAAGGAAAUUUUCUGUGUUCAAAUGGAUACACAGCGGUGAAGUCCAUUGGACACCUAGUAUACAGUAGGAUUUUUCUCGUGGGUCCACUAUAGAAAAUAAACAAUAAAUAAACGAAUUAGUCGAUUUCGUGACACAAUAUUAUUUUUCAUAUGCAUAGGAAAUACUCUUAAUGGGGUAUGUUUUUCGGGUAACUGGAGAAAGUCCGAAAAUUUAAGGGAAAUGUUCGGUCUAUAUUCUUGUGAAGUUUUUCAAGGGAGGAGAGGACACGCACUUGUUAUUAACUAAAACCUGCCCGUUCCCAAUAAACAAUAAAUAUUUAGACUUUCAAAUUCCGGGUCUUUUCCAAUCCAUAUUUAAAAAGGAUGAUAUUUUUAUAAAAACGUCGUUGUUACGUAUUACACUAAUAUUGAAUACACGUCGUGUGUGUCGUUACAAUAUUAUUAUACGACAUAAUAUCGAUGUCGGGAGAGUUUAUCGUCGUAAUUUUUUUACAUUGUCGGUUUUUUAUGUAUAUAUAUAUAUAAAAAAUAAUAAUAAUAAUACGACUCCGAUACGACAAGAACUACGUUUAUAUAAUCUAUUACGUUUUUGAAACAGUGUUGGCCAAAGCAUUUAUGAAUAACAAUAAUAACCCACGAUUAACCGAUGAUUAUAAUCGAGUAUACAAUUAUAGUCGAAUUCCGUAUGAUAUUAAGAAUGUAACAGUAUAAUAACACCGAUCAUUUUGACACGUUUCUAAUUUAUAAGGUUUUUUCAUAAUGACAAGAUGUCUGUAGAUCACAGCAGCUCACCGAGACACACUAACGACUGACGAUUAAAAAGUUACUAUUAAUUAAAAAAAAAAAAAAAAAAAAAACUUUACGUAAAAACCAUUUUUGUACUUUUAAUAUCGAAAAAUGAAGUAUUAUUUUGAGAAUUGAUUAUUGCAAACCGCCAACGAACGAUCGUUUUACAAAUGUCAUCGACAAAUUGUAUAACAGGUGAUUUAUCCCUACAACAAGGAUUCUUUUCUUCUGCGUACGUGAACGCAAUUUUGUUUAUUAACUGUUCGCUAGAAAUACAAAGGUGGCAAACGACCUUUUGACGGCUUCUCUUAAAUCGACAAAAUGCCAUUAUAAGUGAAAUAUUUAAUCACGAUAUUAUGCUUUGUAAAUCAUUAGUUAUUAUAUUAUUUACAAUAAUAUAUGUUUAUAUAAACUUCGGUUAAUCGUGGAAUAUUUUUUUCGGCUAGCAUUACAUGUUUUCGAUUCCGAACGUUGUUCUUAGCGAUGUUUUCUUGUGGAAAAAAAAACCGUUUAACGUCAAACUGUUGUGCGUUCCGACUAGUAGUGACCACCGUACGUGUUAAAAACGCACAAUAUUGUAUUGGUGUAUAUUUUUUUUGUUCGACCGACCAUUAAAAGUUAAUAUCCAUUAAAAGUUAAUGUAAUCACCGAAACGGGUUUGAAAAAUAGUUCUUUUUAGACAAAAAAACUAUUGAUUUAAUAAGUGGGAGAUUUAUUGUUAGGACCGAUGAGUCAUGCACGCGGUACCAAUUUUUUUUUUUUAGCUAUUUCGAGAAAAAAAUCUCAGUAAAUAACAAAUUGAAAAAAAAAAACACACGUGUACAGCAGGGUUCUUUCACUUCUUACAGGGUGAUUCUUUUUUUAUCAUGAACUAGCAAUGUUACCAGACAAUUUUAAGUGAAUUUGAUUUCUGUUUUUUUUUCUCCAUCAUUAUGGAAUCUUUUUUAAUUUUUUAACCCUACUUCUUAUAUCUGAAAUGAGUAUUCAUUUUAAAUUUUCAAAUAGCGACCUUUCACUUUUCUCUCUUUUAAUAAUCACAGAUAUAAAUAGAAAUUAUUUUUCUUGUAAUUAUGAUAUGCAUACAAUUAAUAUCAGAUAUACCGUUUAUGAGUUACAGCAGUUUAAAGUUUAGACCAGAAGAUUAGGAAAGGGUUAUCAAUUUAUCAUUAAAACUAAAUUUGCAAUUUAUUAGCCUAUGGAAUUCUAUUGAGUCAUAAUAAUUAUAGAAACAGAAAUAAUAUUCACCUAAAAUCCACCGAGAAUGGCCGAUUCAUGAUAAAAGAAUCGCACUGUAGUGUUGAAUUCUCCCCACCUUUUUCGUUUGUAUUGAAAUAUUCUUUGUAAAACAAUGUAAAUAACCAAAUCCUGUAAUAAUACCGUAAUUGUAAUACAUACUACAACUGUACUGUAUACUUUAAAAAACGUUGUUAAAUUUGAGCUUAAAAAUGGUGGGGAGUUCAAAUUAAAACCUUUUAAAAGACAUAUCCUUAAUUAUACUAACGCCAUGCAUAAUACGUAUGCAUAUGUCAUUUCCUUUGUUUCAUUUCGGAGGAGGGAGGGCUGCAGUAGGAAUGUUUAGAGCUAAAAAAUAUCUGCCUCUUCGCUCCCGCAACGAAAUGGCGCAGAAAUUUAUAUUGAAACUCAAUUCGACUUUUACUACUUCAGUUCGUCUUUGAAACAAUACAAAUUCUUGAAAUUUGUCUGCUCGUUUAGUCCUGCGAGAGUCGCUAAAAUUAGCGGGAAAAAACACAAUUAAAUAAUGGCGUAAUAGAUUUUUUUUUCGGAAAAUAUUCUAAAAAAACAAAAACCUUAUGUAUACAUUAUAUUAUAAAUACAUUGCGUUAUUAAUUAAUUUUAAUUCAGUGUGGUACCUAAGUACUUUCGUUUAUUUGUGUUAAUAAGUACCUAAACGAAAUGCGUCAAAAAUGUUAUGUUUUUUUGUUUUAGAGAAUUAUUAUGAAAAUUCGAUUUUCUACAGAUAUUUGGAUUCGUGUUCACAGUGGUCCGUCGUUCGUUCCCAAAUAUACUAUUAGCUUAAUUUUAAUCAUAAAUGAGUGUUUGAUAUGUAUUUUUAAUCACUUCCCCCCCUUCCCCCGUUAUCUUGCUUUGGGUCCGCUCUUAAAUUUUAGAUUAUGCAUCAUAUUGGUAAUAAUUUUUAAAGCAAUUGGUAAACGUAGGAAUUAUAUUAUCCUUCAUCAUCACUCAUCUCCAAAGCCCGUGGCCUACACCCAAAUGCGAUUAAAAUAUUAUAUUAUAGAAGUUUUCUGAGAUAAAAAAUUAAUUAAUUUCAACGAGUUAUAUAUAUAUAUAUAUAUAUAAUAUUUAUAUACUAAUCCGUAUUAUGUUUUAAUUAUAAAAAUUCAAUUACCGGGCUAGCGAUGCUAAAAAAUAUUUACAUAACUCUCGGUUUUUAGGCAUUAAAUUAAUAGCACAAAUUGUAUCCGCUGCGGCGAAAGGUGCGAAUAAAAACAGUCGGAAAAAUCGGUGUAAGGCUGGUGAAAAUUUGGCGAUGCCCAUAAUAUUAUGGUAGUGAUAAACAGGAGCGUAUUGGUUUCUGAAUUCCUUUCAAAAAAAUUUCAAUUUUCGGCCAUCGAAAUAACGCGCGAUACCUAUUGAAAAUCGGAAAACCGGUACUGGGAGUUGCAAAAGUAAUGUGUAUGGUCACCCCUACCGCUUUUGCAAUCCUGUUACACAUGAUAUUUUAGUUUUCAUUGGUAAAACCUUCAAAAUCCAUCGAUUUUGUUGUUAUUAUUAACUUUUUUUUACGAAUGAGAGGCACGGGUAAACUAAAAUUAGCACAAACAAAUUAAAUGUUCCGACAUCUAUUUUUUUUGGGGGGGUUUACUAUAUUAUCUAAAUGAUAACUUUUUACAAGGUGAUGUUAUUGCCAUAAAUAGUGGACGGGAGACUUGUGGGACUUAGUCGCCCCCCCCCCGAGUUUCUACAAAUUCCCUUCAGUUCAAAAGUCGGUGCUUUGUACUAAGUAUACGUGACCAAAGAUAUGGAGCCUUAAGCCCUCUCCCAAAAAUAUUUGGUAAUUUGCGAUUAUAGGUGGCGCUACUCAGUAGCGGUAAAAUAAUAAAAUACCCACCCAAUAACAAAAUAUUUUUCUUUUUUUUUUUCCAAAUUUAUUAUUUGUAUUAAAUGAAUAACCUUUAUAUUUCAUACAGUUCGAAAUCACAGUAGUGGCUACUGCGAUUUCCCCGAUUUUUCUACAUUCAUAUAAUAAUAAUAAUAAUACAGCCUUCUAUACAACAUAAGAGCAUCCCUUUAGGUUUUGACGAUUAUUUCGGCCCAAACAAACGGAAUAGGCCGCUCAUAUUAAAUAUUUUCCUGGGCUAAAUUGUUUCCCAGUCCGUAUGUAUACAUAAGGGGUAGGGGUGAGUUUGAAUAAUAAUAUUUCAUUCGCAUUCAGCAGAGGAAAUACGGUCUUCUAUUCGUAUAUAUAUAUAUGUAAGAAUACACUAUAAAUAUAUGCGUAUUGUUUAUUACUAUUAUUUACAUUUGUUUUAUUUCGCCAACGACCCUUGGUCCACGUCAUAUAAGUAAGGUACGUAGGUAUAUAUGCGGGGAGAUUCGUCAUGAAUCAGCGAUUUUCUCAGAAGAUUUUAAGUGACUUUGAUUUUUUUAUUUAUUGCUUUUCAAUCAGACUAUAUAAUAUACGGAAUCGUUUAAGCUUUAUUUUAAUGCUAUUUUCAAUUUGCAUUCCUUAUACCUUAAAUGAAUAUAAACUUUCGAUAUUCAAUUAGAAACGUCCUGUCCCUUUUAAAUACAGUUUCGAAAGAUAAUAUUUUUCCAACAAAUUUGAUACGCAUAACAUUAAUAGUGGGUUAUCAAUGAUAAAUUUAUCAUCUACAAAUUUAUAUAAUAUGAAGUUUAUUGCUACUCUCCGCCGGUCUAGAUUAUAAGAUAGAACGGUUAUGACGGAUAAACGUUAAAUAUGAUAUUUUAGCGUUAAAAAUCGAAUUCACCUCCGAAAAAAUCGCUGGGUCACGAUAAAAGGAUCAACCUGUACAAUUAUCGAAAUCAUUUUACCCAGGUUAAAUGGAAUUUCCUCGAUUGAGCCUUUACCCCCUUCCCGCCCCCGGGUAUUCGCUAUUGUUGCGUAUUAUAUUAUACUAUUUUACGACGACGACGCGACGAUUACUGCCGGGAUUGAAUUUUAUUUUUUACUUUCAGGGUAGGGAGGUGCGAAUUCGCGUAUUAUAUCAUUAUAAAUCUACCGCGACCGAGUUCGUCUCGCGAAAAACGAUGAGCGGCGAGGGAGACGGACGGAAGCUUUUCUCAGCGCGAUCGUGCGAUAAUAGCGCGCAGUUAACCCUCAUAAAUCCCGUAAUAGGUCCCAGCGAGAAAACGACGAAGAAAAAAAACCCGAAUCACCACACCUCCGGGUAUUAUUAUAUUAUACCUAUACUAUAUCGACACAUGCCUGGUAAAAAAAUUGGUGACUUUCGCCCCACCGCAAAAACAAAAAUACGUCCACCACUCAAUAAAAUACAAUUUUUAUUUUGUCAAGUUAAAAUGUCUGAAAAAUUGUCGAUACGUCGAUGUUCAACAUAAACGGUAGAUAGUGGUAUUAAUAAAAGAAAUGAUAAAAACUUGAGUCUUGAUCGUAUAAAUAAACACUGAUUAUUAAUCUUAGUUAAUAUUAUCGUUGUUUCAAUAAUAUUAUUGCUAAUUUACUUAGUGCCAAUAAUUCGCAUUGUUAUAUUGAUAAUAUAUUAUGUUGCUUCUGUAAAAAAAUUUUGUCAUACGCACAAACUAUUAUCCAGAUAAUAAUUUUAAUAUUGACUAUAACUAUAACUAUUAUAACUAUUAACAAUGUAAUAUUGUUAAAAUUACCAAUGAUAAUUUUUUCGGUGUAGUAUAGUAUUUUUUUUUUCUUUAUAAGCGUUCCAAUUUUUCACGAAAUAAUAAAAAUCAUCAACUGCACAUUUUGCGUACGAUAUAGAUCGAUAUACGUAUCGGUAUACCUACUAUUUUUCAAUUUUUGUGAAUUAAAUUAUUAUUCUUUAAGCUCCGUAAAAAUGCUCAACAACCUAUUUUAUCAAAAAAGUUCAUCGAAAUUCGUCUUUUAGUGGUAAACACAAAUAAGGAUGGAUAGUAUCUUCGUCAUAAAUAUCUUAAAUACGUAUCUUAGAUAUGAUUGUAUCUUGUAUCCCUUUUCAUCUUGUUAUUCGAUAAAGUAUCGAGUACCGUGUAUUGUGAUACUGAAAUAAAUGUAUCUACUAUUGAGUAUCUAAAUGCUCAUUUUGAAGUAAUUUGUAUUUAAGUGACUGAUAGGGGAAGGAAAAUCAGAGUCGUUUCCCCCCAUAUUUCAAAAAAUUACAGACAAAAUUAAAAGUGGUUAGACGAAAAAGAGGGAGCUAAUGGGAAUAUUGAAAAAUGUCUUAAAUAAAAUACCAUAUUUUUUAAAUAUGAACAAAAUUGUAAAUAGUUUAAUUUUAAUGUGUUGAGUAUUAUUUUAUAUGGCAACUCUUCUUACGUAAGUAUCUAUAUUUUGCACCCAGAUACAUUGCAAAUCAAUGUAUCUAGUAUCUAGUAUCGAUUAUUUAAAUCAGCGGUCCUCACUACGCGGUCAUUACUAAAACGUCUAAAACAUAAAAUACAUGCAAUCAUAUCUUUUCUUAUUAUUCUUGUUUAUUUUAUCUGUCAAUUUUGAACUUCAACUGAAUUACCAGUUUGAUAGAUAAUUAGGUAGGUACAGGCAAGAAUUUAUUUAAUAAAAAAAAAUACGCUAACGGAGACAUUUUUUUUUCAGGUCAAUAUUGCAAAAAAAUUCGAAUUUAUUUACUGUAUGCGACCUGCGCGUAAUUUUCAAAAAUAAUAAUUGGUCUUUUUAGAAUCUUAGUGGUGACAGCUGAUCUAAAUACUAAUUUUGAUGUAUUUUGCUUGUCCCUAAAAAAAGAAAAAAGAACAUUAAUAUCGUUGAUUAUUUGUAUAAAUAUUUUAUGAUAAUAUUCGUUAAAAAUACGAACAAUAUUUUAAUAUCAUUAUCUUGUAGUUAUAAAACGAAAUCAAAUAAUAUUCAAAUAUAUCAAAGUCAAACUACGUUCAGAAUUGUAUUUUUUUUUUUAAAAUGUUGAGUUAAUUAUUACCGCGUUAUUCCUCCGUUCUAAUGGACAGACACGUCUUCGUUUUCUCAAUGAGGCUGAAUUUAAUCAGCUACUAUCCCGGCUUUGGUUCAAAAUUAAAAUACUAUAAUUUCACUUACUCGUAAUGUGUUAUUAUUAAAUCGUAAACCCGGUGGCGUAUUAGCUUUCCGAGUUAAUUCAGCACCAAGUCGAUUCUGAUUGGUCGAUUUGAAUUCAUCCGGUUUACCUAUAAUAACAAUAAUAAUAAUAAUAUUACUAUUAUUAUUAUUUUAUUUCUUAUCAUCUCUUUCACACAUCAUAUUAUUUGCACACCGUAAUCCAGUGCACUAUUUGUAGGCGUUUCAGUAUAACCGCCAAAUAGUUCGGUUUCACGGGUAAUAUUUCGAACACACCACAAUAACUGACAAUGUCGGGUACGAACCGUUUCGAGGGCUGUCAGAUUGAAAUUUCUCGGCCGUCGACAAUACCGGCUUACAAUGCGGUAAACACUAUACGAGUAGUAUUUAUACCUUAUAGCAAUGGUUGAAGUCGGAAAAACUUCGAAGGAGCAACUACAUUUACCGACAAUUGAGAAUCGACUAACACCGAGAACUAACUAAACCAAACCGAACUUUCAGGAAACCAAUUAUCCUACGCAUAUGCCUGCUCAGUAAAAAUAAAGUGAAACAGUGUCUGUUUAUGUAUAAUCUGUAAUAAGUAUUAAAUAAUUUAUUUUUAUUAAAUUUAUUCGAAUUUUUACAAUUGCAUAUAAAAUAUCUCCGUGACAAUAACUUCGGAGUCCCUAGGACUCCGAAGAUUAAAACUGAAUUAGACUAAUAAGUUUACCAUACAAAUAAAGAGAUACUUCGUUAUCCCUUCCGCAUCCCUGUCACUUUAACUAAUAACUUUUACCUAAUACACCUAACAUUUUUUUUUUUUAGGUAGGCAAUCUCAAAUUUGUUCACGUAGUAUCUCAAAAAAUACGGAAUUUUUGCCCGGUAGUAUUAUUUAUUUGAAAAUUUGAUCGAAGUUUUCAAACAGAUCAGGUUGUAGAUUAAACUUAAGUAUAAAUUAUAAUACAUAAAGAGUUAUUUUCGUAAUGUCCUAAAUCAUACCGUAAAUAAAACAGAUGACCGCGCGUCAUUUGAUUUCCAAAUAGUUAUAUUAUUGAUAUAGCUGAUUUAUAAUAUUUAGAAAAUUUAUUAUUCAAAAACAAUACACUUAAAAUUAAUUAUUAUUUGCUGACUGAAGACUGAUAAAAAAAAAAAAAUAUAGACAUUAAAUAAAAUUAUAUUACGAGCUGCCGUAUUAUUAAUUUCAAUGACCACCGAAAUUCUCAAUUCAAUCAUACAAUAAUAAUUAGAAAAGUAUAAUAUUCUCGACGACAUAAAGGAUUAAUUAUUAUUUAAUUAAUCCUACGCACCACUUAAACCAUUUAUUUUAAAUUUGUUGACGCAUUAGGUUAUUGCCGAUUAUUAUAUAUCAUUAACGUUAUUUUUACAGCCAUAGUCACCGGAAACAUGAUCUGGGAUGACCGAAUCUAUAGAUCCCGUUGAAACCAUUUUUAUCGUAGUAUUUUUUUGACUUUUAAAUGUACUACGCUUAUUCCUAAUAGUUUUUCGAACGAAAAUGGGGGUCCGAAAGUAUUAUAAAAGAAUCAUAUUCUGUCAUCAUCUACUACCAUUAUAACUAUACGGACGCUGUCUCUGUGAUAGUUACAUUGAAUAUCACAAUAGUAACUUCAAAAUUUAGAAAUUGUUAUAUUAUCUCGCUUAAAAAUGAAAAUAUCCAACAAAACCGACGUAUUGAAGCAAUAUUGAACUUAGAUAAUGUUAUGACCUUUAAGUUUGGCCAAUAAUUCAAGCUAAUAUUAAAAAUAAUGGCACGAAGGGUCAUAAUAAACGUACCAUUUUCUAUGACGUGCAUUUGUAAGACGGACAAAGCAAAUGAAUAAUGAGUACGUAUCGUCUUCUUAAAUGAUUAUAUAGUCUAUAGACAAUAACGUGUAUCGAAAACUUAAUUAAUAUAUAAACUAAUAUUGUUCGUACGUUUAACUAUUUAGAGUACUUCAUCCAAUUAUGCGUACACGGUGUUAGAUACUUAAUAUUACAAUGGCGUGCAGUAUUCACUGUCGUAUAUAUAUAUAUAAUACUUGGUCUACUUAGAUUACUUCUUCUAUAGUGUGUGUGCAAUACUUAAAUGAAAUAAAAUGACAUAAUCGAACGUAAUUCUACUAUCGCACAAAACUAUACUAGUUUUUUUUUUUUUUUUUUUAAUACACGUUAUUUAUGCCGUACUUCUAUAGUGGUUGGGUUCCAAGUUUUACAUUUUAAAGCCACUGUGUAUUGGAUGUGACCGUUUGAACUCGGGAUAACGACGAGUAUAUUGGAAAGGAAAUUGAGGGCUUUCGAAUACCACAAGUUAAUUAUUUUUUGUGCCAUGUAAAACCGCAUAUUGUCUGUCUUUCCUGUACAUAAUAAUAUGUCAUAUUCAAUAUAUUCCUCGAAAACGGCUGUCAUUUACGGCAAAGUUAUAAUAAUAUAUGUCUAUGGAUAUGAAACCGGUGACUAGCUUUAUCAAAUAUCAGUGGCCUCAAUGCCUAGUUCAUGUGUUGCGUCGAACAAAUAAUCACUAAUUGAAUAGACACCGUAACGAGUAAAGGCCGCGUUAAAAGCUCAGAAUAUCAAAACAUGUAGGUUCUUGUUUGAAAAAAUAAAGUUUUUAUCACCACGAGGAUACACAUUAAAUGUUGUGAAAAAUAAAAAUAUCACUGCGUUUAAAAAUUCCAAAAAUAAAUAUUUGAAUUCAUGCAUAAUUUAACAAUAGAAAUGGAAAUGAGCCUACUUAGAAAAUCAUUCUGUAUAUAAUAUCUUUGGUUAUAUAUAAAAAAAAAAAAUAAUAAUAGUUCAUACAAUUAUUCUUGUUUCCCACCCACCCCAUGAUGAAAGCAUUUUACCGCCACUAUUGUGAGAGUGCUAGUUGCAAGGUGUAGCAAAUUUAAUAUAGGUAUUAUGGGUGUCGUGAUAUUACAGCAGUGGCCGAAACUCUUAUCGAGCAAUAAUAUUAUAGUUACGCCGGGACAAGAAGUAAAAAAUUAUCAAUCGCGUAUUUUUGUUUUUUUUUUUUUUUUGUUUUUAAAAUUGAUAAUUUUAAUUACUGUAAUAUUAGCAGUUUGUUUAUAAUAUAGGAUUACAAAUUUUAAAGCGUUGGCCCACGCGAUAAAAGAUAAAAGAGAAAAAAAAAGAAACAAAAAAAAAACAAAAAUAGUUUACCAACAAUUUAUCGAAUUAUGUCCCAUUGAUCGGCUCCGCCGUCGCCGUCUCCAUUGUCACGUCGUCAUCGUUCGUUUCGCGCGCAAAGUUUUUUUUUUUCAAAGUUUUUAAGUUGUCGGCCAACUUCCACGAUAUAUAUUAAUAAUUCUCUGUACCCGCGUGGUGUAACUCUCCGCGAAUAUUUCUAUAAUAAUAAUAUAUUAAUCGAUAUAAUAACCGCUGUAGAAUUAUUAUUAAUGUUUCGGUGAUUUCAAAAAAAAAAAAAAAAAACCUUUUAAAAAUGCCCGCGCACAAAUAAUAAACCGAAAUCAACCCGACCCCUCCGACUCGUUACGACCAAUGAAAGAAUAUAGUACCUGCUAUAAUUAUUAUUAUUAUACGCGUGUGAUUAAUAUUUCGCGUAUCGAAAUAAUUUCGGAAAUUCACACUCGCGCUCUACAAAAGAGGGGAGGAGGGCCGCCCGGCUAAGUGUUUACAGCGGCGGCUUUUAGGUGUAACAUUGCAAAAGCGUACACCUAAAUAGUUAAUCAUUACCGUAAUAACGAUUACCGUGGUCUCCUGCACGUCUCCCGAGACGAUAUUCGCGUGAAAACUCCCGGGAGUAUACCGGCGGCCCGUUUAAUAAAUCGCCGAAUUAUAGUGACCGGUGAGAUAAUACUUACGAAACCAUGUAUAUAACAUUAUGAAAAACCAUUAAGCGGCCGGAAAAUCCGUUCGGAUUGAGUUCCCGCGUCUUUAUUGCCGCGGCGGCAGAGGAUUUUUUUUUCAUUUAUUUAUACUAUGGAUACGAAAAUGUUGAAAAUAUUAUAAUCUGUCGUCGUCGGUAUACGCGUAUUAUAAUACCUAGCUAAACAAUAACAAUAAUAUAGGGGGGAGGCGGGCGAUGACCUUUUUUUUUCCUAGGCCUUUGCUUGGACGGAAUAAUUGACGAUUUAUGCGUAUUCGCUCUUUUCAUUAUUAUUAUUAAUAUAAUAAAAGGAAAUGCGGUUUCUCGUUUUUUUUUUUCUGGUCGAAAUAAAUCUAUUUUUAUGGCUCGUGAUGUGCAUAAAAUAAGUACAUUGCAAAACAAAACGACCAACGGAUUCGUAAAAAAAAAAAAAAUAAACGUACGCGUAAUUUUGAUUUUUUUUUGAAUCUCAAUUUUAUUUGUUUAAAAAUGUUACAUACGUUUUUAUAUACGUUUGAUACCUUUAUUUAUAUUUUUUUUCUCGAAAUAAAUGUAUAUGAAUAUAACGCAUAAGUGGAAUUUUUUCACAUAAAUGUAAUUUUGAGACACCCAUCAAAAAAAAAAUAAAUAAAUAAAUAAAUACUUUUCAUGAUAUGUAUGUUUACCAUUUAAUUAUUUCGUUUAUUCACAUGUAUAUGUUUACAAGAUGAAAAUAUCACUGUAAUAAUAGUGGCUUUUUUUAUUAUUUUAGCAAAAAAAAAAAAAAAAAUGUAUACCCGUAAUGAAUUAUGUUUUUUCAAAAAAAAAAAACAUAAAGACGAUAGUGUUGUUUAAGUGUAAAUUAGAAAACACAUUAAGAAUAAUAACCGUUAAUGCCUACCUCUUUGGACGACUGCGGGUUGGAUAAAGGGACUGUUGCCUUCUUCCUCCAGGAUUUUCAACUGUAUAUAUUUUUAUCAUACAUAAUGACACAUCAAUUUAUCCCAAUAAUAUAAAAUAUUUCUGGAAUAAAACAUUUUCUCCCGUUUUUACUCGGGUAGGAUUUUGUUCAACCGGCACGCUUGAGAUAGGAUACUAUAAGGCCCGGAUUUUUUUCGUGUCGUAACUACGUUGGAUUGGUGUAGGUGAACGGCAGUGGUUUUGGCGUAUUUCAUCUAAAUAAUAAUAUAAAUUAAUGGAAUUAUGUAAUAAAAAAACAAUUCAAAUUUGUUUCGUAUUUAAUCAAGCAUGAUGUGACAAAACGGGGUCAUAGGUAUAACUUAUCAUUGUGAAUACCGUGUUAAAUUUUCGAGCAUUUUUGUCUUACUAAAACAAUUUUAUCCAUAUUGAACAAAAAACAACAACAAAAAAAAAAACCUCUUGAAAACUUCUAAUGUCGACAAAUAGCUAUGAAAUCGCCAACACAUAUUUGAAAACUGUGUCACUUCUAUAAAAUGCUUUUAGUAUUUUGUGAGAAUGUCAGGUCUCCACGGUUAUUUACUACCGAAUUAUAACGAAAAAACGAAAUCGAAAAUAACAGAGACCGUUAUCGAGGUGAUUAGUGUUUAGCUCGUGUUCUUCUUAUCACUAAUAAUAUUGGAUCGUUCGCGGUGAUAAAAGAAUCUCUGAAACGUACCUUCCCAACGUGCCUACCGGACAAAAAAUUUGCCAAUUUUGAAAAUUACCCGCGAAGUCACCGAUCGGAGAUUUCUGGUACUUACAAAAAAAAAAAAAAAUAAUAAUAAUAAAAGUCGUACGUGAACGAAAAAGGAAAACAAAAAAAACUCUACGUUUUGAUGCUGUAUAAUACCACGUAAACGCGAUCCGCGGAACACCGACACUGCGAACGCUUCCGUUCGGCCGAAACGUAUUCGUUUCGAAAUUGCCGGGGACGGAAUUAUAAUUGCGUGAAUCGCGCGAAAAACGAAAAAUAAAGUCGAGCGAAAGUACACUACGGGGGUCGAGGGUAGGUUAGGUAUAUUAAUUUAACGGUAAUAGAAAACGCGCGGACCGGACGGGAGAAUUAAUGAAUUUCGUAUCUCCGAAUUUAUGUGAGUACUAAACUAUCGGUGGUAUACCUGUGCGCUGCGUACGCUGUCGUGUAAAUACGGACGCUGCCAAGUCGGUUUUCGGUUUGUAUUCAGUCGGGCGUGUUUGCCGCGGCUAAUGUCGUCAACCUCGCCCGAGCGCUUCCCGGCCGGAUCGCUUCCUGGCGAUUUGUAACGGGGAAAUUUCGGUACGUCCGACAGACGGGGAAAAAAAAAAACAAAAUUAAAAAAUGAAUUUAAAUUAUUUCACUAUUUUACAUGUGCAUACAUAUAUGUAUUAUAUGUACACUAUGUAUUAUAAUUGUUUUACAUUUUGUAUAGGAAUUCACAGAGCCGAACGCAUACGCGGCGUAUCCCGAGCACGUUGUACGUAUGUACGUAUUAUAGUCAACUAGCACUUAGCUAAUCGUUCUCGCCGGCAAAUACUGGCGCGAGACGUUCGAAAUUCUCGUUCCAAUUAUGUACCGAAACGCUGCUGUUAAGUUAAUUGCAGCGCGGGGCACGUAUAUUUUCGUUUUCUUUCAGUAAUACAAUUGUCGGGUUAAAUUUAAUCUCCUAUAAGAAUAUGUUAUGAAUGUAUAAUUGACGCCACGCGUGACGUAUAUAGUGAUAUUAUGAUGACGUUUAUACAAUACGAGCAAAUAUUAUACUCGGUAUACAAUGUGUAACAAAUGUGUUAUAAUAACGUAUAAUAAUUUGAAGAAAUUCGCCGUAUAUAUUAUGAGUGGUUUUUUUUUCAACUUACAAAAAAAAAUAAAUACAUUUAUUUAUAUACACGAUAUAAAAUCUAAUAAAAUGAAAAGAAAAAAACAACAACAAUUUCAAAUGACUAUGCAUAUAGUGUUCAAAACUCGCCACAUCGUUUGGAAAAUUGUACCAACAAAUGCCAAUAUAUAAGUAUUCGGUGAAUAUUUUACGUCUCGACAGUCAUUUUCGACCGAAUUACAAUCAAAUAAACAAAAUUAAAAAUACUACGGAAACCGUUAUCAGGAAAACUAUAAAGAAAAUCGAAAAACAUAGAUACCGACUAGAAAAAAUUUGCUACGAUAAGUUUUCUUGACGUUUUUCAUUUUUUUUCAUCUUGUCAUUAGGUAAAGAUUUAUGAAAAUUAUUUAAUGUCGACACGCAAUAAAACAUAAAAAAAUACAAAUCACAGUAAAACCAUUAUUACAUUCCUCGUCUUCAUCGCUAAGGGUCAGACCGAAAUGUUCGAAUCGCACAUUUUACUUAAAUUAAAUGGUCGAACUGUACUUAGGUCAAUGAAGGAUUGAAACAGUCAUUCUCUUUUCGUUUACACGUCUCAGACUGAUAAUGCUUUGAGAGCAUUUUUUUGAGACAGCGCAAUCCUAUAUUAUAUUAUUAUGUUACAUUUUAAACGUGGUUUCUUAACAUAUGUUUACAAAAAUAAUAAUGAUAAUAAUAAUAAUUUGAUAGUUCAAAAAUGCUUUAAAUUACCUAUAUAUUCGUAAACUAAGAAAGUAACCACGUAAAUGUAAUUAAAAUGCUGGUUGGUGGAAGAGAAAUUAGUGUUUCCUAAAAUUUUAAAUUUUGUUUGAUUUUUCGAUAUUUUUGUUGAAACGCCUUUCUGGAACCUAGUGCAGUUCCAACAUAACGUUUGUUUAAUCCAAAUGUAGUUUGAACAUAAACUUUUUUUUAUUUUUUUUUUAAAAUACAAGUGCAAUAUUUGACUUAAAUAAUUGGAAUUGGACCUUAUCCGUUCAGAGUUUAAACAAAACGUUCGCUCGUUGACUAUGGCAUUUUAUAUAAUGUACACUGUUCACUAGCACAACUAGUAGACAAUGCGCCAUUUUCAACCUGAGAACUAUUGUACUUAUAUUAUGUCAUAUUUCUUGAAAUAUUCGUAAAAAUAGGUAUUACAAUGUAUUUAAAACUAUAGUAUCUGUAUUUGCCACUAGAGUGUGUGGUUUUGCAGCAUACGUGGUUUUCCGGUGUCUACGCCUGCACCGAAUCGCUUUUUCAUUAUUUACCUAUAACAGUUAUCGUACCCUAACCUACCGUAGGUAUCUUAAAUAUAACGGUAAACAAGAGUAUGUUUAGCUCAAAGUUAUUCAACGAUAAUAAUAGUAAUAAAUUAUGAUAAUUAUUGGAGUCGACUCGGUGGAGGUUAUGUUAUUGUGCGCGUUUUAGAAAAUUAAAAUCCUCCGUUAACCGGCGGCUGAAAAACAAACGAAAAUUUACAAGGAAUGAGUUGCUGCUGCAGGAAACUGCCAAAAGUAAACAUUUUACUACAGAGAAUAUUUAACAUUUUUUUUUUCUAUUAUAAAAGCUUUUUAUUAAAAUAUAUAUUCGUUUUUAUAAUAUUAGACUUGUUGUAUACGACGUGCGAAUACUAAAAAAGGCGUAGUAUAUUAAAAAACAAAAAAUACUUUAUUAUUAUUAUUAUUAUUAUUAUAUAUAUAUAUAUAUGUUUUUAUAAAUACUCCGAACUAUAUACAACAAAAUAAUGUAGCUAUUAAAAAAAAAAAGUGCCUAUCUAAAUUAAUGAAUUUUCUAAUAAAUACAUUUUUUUUUUAACUUAAACCCUUGUAAAAAAAAAAAAAAAAACUAUAAAACGUUUUUAGUUUUUUACCCGUUUUGAAAUAACGACCGUUACUUGUAAAAAUAUCCAAACAUAUUCAAUUAUUUUUUAUUCGCGUAUAAAUUAUCUAAAUUUGCCUAACUAUGUAUAGGAUCUUUUAACAAUAUCGAUGAAUAAAUUUAUUUAUUCAAUUUAUUUAUUUAAUAAAAUAUAUUUUGAUAUUUCGAAAAUUUCAAAUAUUUGUAAUUAUUGAAAUAUUUAUAAUUUAUCUGUACAGACUGUUAAAUUACGCUGAACUCUAUAUUUUGCUUAUUAGCACAACUUUCGUUGAAUGCCGUGUACAAUUUUCAAACAUGUCUGCUCGGUACACCUAUUAGAUAGAAUUUGCUUUCGGAAAAGACGCUACAGUUGAAAAUCAAGGAGAAAAAACAGAUCAUAGUUGGAAAAUAUUUGCUCGGUACCUUAUUUUUGUGGAAUGUUUUUUUUUGAAAAAUAAUAUCGGAAAUGUAUUUUGAUCGAACUGAAUUUUGAUGGAGCCAUAUUUAUCGGAAACGCAUUUUGUCGAAAAAAUAAUAUUUUGAUAAUGAUAAAUGAUAAAAAUGAUGUUACGAUGUUAUAAAAGUAAGUAAUAUUCUGUGGUCUAUAUUGUGUAUACGGUACCGAAUAAAUAUGAUACCGAGCAAAUAUUUUCCCCACAAAAUACGUUUCCGAUAAAAUACGGUUCGCUGGCCAAAUAUUUAUCCGACAAAAUAUGUUUUCAAUAAUAUACGUUUUAAUUCACGUUCAUGAAAAAUACAUUUCCGACUAAUUAUAAUUUUACCAAAAUACGGUUCCUAGUAAAUAUUUUUCAAUUUAUUACGCGCUUCCUAUUCCUCGCUGUGCUCAAAAUCUAAACCAGUGGUUCUGAACCGGGGCAGGGGAAUUUCCUCUUCCUUAUAAGGGAUUCAGAUACUACACGGGGGAAUAUAGUAUCGAUGAAAUAACGAGAAAUUUGUUGUUAAAAUAAUCAUGCUAAUUAUGAUUUAUUAUCAGUUAAAUUGAAAACAUUACAUUAAUUUUAGUUGUAUAAUGUAUAAUAAAUAGUUAUUUUGUAAAAUUAAUUUGUACGGCUCACUAAAAAAUAAUAAGGUCGCCUAAUUGGUUGCAUACGAACUGAGUCCCGAUAAAACCUUUCAAGAUGAAUAGAGCAAGUUUUUUAGUGUACACUAAUUGACUCCCUUGAAAUUUUAGCUAUAAUACUAGUUAAGACCAUUUUUCAAUACUAAAAUACUGAGUCCCAUCAAACUUUUUUAAAAAAACGUCAAAAUUACAUUUUUAUAUCGGUAAAAUGUAUUAUGAUAUGAAUAAUUUAAAUGCUACUUGUGUAUAAUUGAAUGAAUAUAAAAUAAAAUGAUAGAAUUAUAUUUAAAAAAAAAAAAAAAAAAAACUUUUAUUUCUUUCACUUAACAUAACUUCAUCCAUGGUGCUCGGUGUAUUUUACAAACUAAAAUUUAUAAUAUAAUGAUAUCGGUGAACAGUAAUUAUUAUAAAACUAGCGGCUGUAGAAAUAAAAUCUAACGUUCCCGGCAAUAACAGUAAUAACAUAAUUUUUUUAUUGGCUGCAUACGAACUGAGAUUAUAUUAUCUGAAGAGUCUUAAAGAUGAUAUAUACGAUGUCACGUAGUCGCCUCCAUAUUUGUAUAUUGUGGUUGAUUUUAUAUUUUACUCAAAAUAAUCUUCGGACUCGAUUAGUUAUAUUUUUGGUUUCCCCACCGGGGACUCAGUAAGUAUAUUUCUCGUUUAUACCCGGGACUCAAUUCGUACAUUAUUUUUUCUCCUUUCAAGUAUUAACACUCAAUUAAUAUGCAGCGGUGUAAUCUAAUUUUUUGGGAGGGAAAAAGGGGGGUGAGAUUUUAAAGAAAUGUGCAAAGGUGGCACAGAAUAAAAAAAGGUUGGGAACCACUAAUCUAAACCAAAAAAAGAGCUGAUACUGAGACGGCUAUGCCACUGUGUUAAAUGGAGAGUCAGAACGAUAGGAUACACAAAUGUUUUUAAUGUAUACCUGGAAGGAACGAUAAACCAUUACCAAUAAAAAACGAUUAGGAGCGAAACUCGAUUGACCACUAAUUAUGACUUAUAAUGAACUUUCUGUCAAAUUUUCAAUCAUUUCUGUUUAAUCAAACAAUUUUAUCCACACAUUACCUAUAUUACUACAUACAAAUUAUGUAAAAAUCUCGCAAAAUUGAAAUGUCUAUAAAUAGUUCAAAAGUGGCUUAAAUAUUUUGAAAAUUUCAUCAAUUUUAAAAAAAGAAAGUUUCAUUCAAAAUAUCAAAUUUUUGCGAAUAUUUUUAACUGAAAUACAACAAAAAACACGAAAUUGAAAAUAUAGUAUUAUUUUCGUAAAUUUUCUCAUUCUUUUUCCUUUUUUUUCUUUAAGUUUUGCUUAAUUAUUUAAAAUAAAUACAAAGAAAAUCGAAAGACGAAUUAGUAAAUAACCUGAAAUAUAAAAAAUUCAAUAAUAAAGGUUUCUUUUCGUUUUUCUAUUGAAGCAAUAUUUCUGGUGGAAAACAUAGUUAGUAAAAAUUAAAAACAACGAAAUAUGGCGUGCCGUAAAUAUUUGCUGUUUUACCUAUAAUUUUCUUUCAAAAAAAAAAAAAAAAAAAAAAAAAAAAAAAAAAAAAAUAAUCAAUACACAUCAUAAUAAAAUGAAUAUUGAAUUUUUAAGCCUGAAUGUGACGGCCUACUAAAGUAUCAAGUGUCGGUUAACAUUUAAGCCAAUAAUUGUGGAUAAAAUUCGCAAGGGGAAACGCAGCCCGCCUCUCCGCCUACAAAUGGCGACCCUAUAGUGUAUCGAGACACAGUGAUUCGACACCAUUAGAGGGUUUCCGACAUCUGGGAUAUCAAAAAUAGCACGGUUCUUAUAUUUUCUAAAUAUUAUGCUUGUAUUACCGCGAGUGUAUACAUGUAUGCAUAUAUGUGUGCAAGCACGAAGCACACGAAUAUAUUAUUUAUGCACAAUACACUAUUAUUAAAUAUAUUGGGUAUAUCAAAGCUUUGAACCCUCGAGACGUCAAAAGUAUACGCGUCGUGUCCUAUGACAUGGUACAAAAUCGUGUGCGUUGUUGUUACUGAAGGUAAUUCUAGAGCAUGUAUUUUUUAGGUACUCGUAAUUUGGUUUGGUUUGGGUUUUUUUUUUAUUUUUUAUUUUUCGUUUUUAGACGCACUAGACACGCGUUGUUUUAUUAUUUUAUGUUCAAAGUUAAAAUUAGGUUUCACGAAAAUUUCGCGUUUUUCGUUUUAACUAUAAUAAUAAUAUCGCCGUCUACACAGUGUUGCCACAGCGAUACCUCGUAAAGUUUGUUGCGUUAAAAUAAUAAUAUAAAUUUGACGAUCACUCCUAGGUGAAUCCUCCACUCUUUGUCACUCGUCUCACCCCGCAGUUGGAAUAUAUAAAACGGAUUUUUUCGUUUAAAAUUUUUUUUCUAUAGAAAACAUCGGAAAGUAUAUUAUACAAAACCAGCUACCAAAUGUUUGCAUUUACCCUGCAAAUAACAACAAUACGCGUAUAAUGCCUAUAAUCGUAAUAAAAUCAAUGCGGUAUUUUUAAAAGGUUUCGGGUCUAAAACCAUCACCACUGCGGUCGAUCUGCGAGUAGAAAAUAGAACAAAAUCAAUAUAAAAUGGGAGAGGGGAGGAAAAACCGUCGCCGUGCUUUAACUCCCGACCGCCUCAAUAAUAUUUUAUAGGUAUUGCGACGUGAUCGUACUGGCCGUAGUUAGGUGCAUUAUAAUAUUUUCGAAAAUGUAAAAGUAUAACGCAGAGUUGAAAUAGUGUCGAAAAGACCGUGACCCGGUGUGAACGAUACAUAGUCAAGUGGGCGGGGAGAAGACACAGUUCCACUCGAAUCCCGGAGAAAAUAAAAAGAAAAAAAGAAAAUAGAUGUACUCUAGUGUAACUCGUAUACAAUCGUGUAAAAAAAAAAAAAAAAAAAAAAACGCUGUCGAAAUUAUUAUAUUUUUGGUUUCAGAGAAGAAGGGCUUACAAUACAAUGAAUUUAUUUUUAAAAACGAGUACAUUUUUUAUGCCGUUAAGAUAAAAAAGUAAAAGAGAAAUAAUUAUAUAAGACAAAAGUGAUAAAUACAUAUAUGUAAAAUAACUACCAAAAAUUGACCUAAGCUCUUGUCCUCGCAGAGACCGAAGAUUUACAUAUAAUGCUGUCAAUUUUUAGCGAAAGUGAUUGUUUUUUUUUUUUUUUAUUAGCCUAUUAUAUUACACAAUAAUAAAUAAAUAUUGAAUAAUAUUAUUCGAUAACAUUGUAAUGAAUAUGGAUUUCGAUAUGCUUGCCAGUGUAUGCAAGUAAACGCGCGUAGGUGUUAAAUUAUCAUUUAUACAAGCCAAAAUCGAAGUAUUUGCAACCUAAUACGUACCUAUACAUUUCGGUAUCUAAGUUUUUUUGUUAUUUGUUUUAACAGCAAUGUAUUAUAUGCCUGUCCAUAUUGGCCUAUACCUCCCCUAAGCGUUGGGUAUGCUCUUGGAUUAUGCGUUACGGUAACUAUAAGACGACAACUAAUAUAACGUACUAUUAUAACGAUAAAAAUAUAUAAUAAACGCGAUUAGUACAAAUUGAAUAACACGCGAUUUAAUUUGCCCGUCGUCGUCGUCGUCGUCAUUGUACAUUAUUCAUCCCCCGAGUCGUUGCGUAUAGUAACAAUAUUAAUCAGGUAAUAACUAUAUCAUUUUUUAAGCGAUAUUAUUUUUAUUAUUAUUAUGGUUCGUGCGCAGACUUGUAAAAGAUAAUUCGUUUAAAAAAUAAUAUGGACGUUGCGUUUAAAAAAACAAAUUGAUUUAAAUUAUUCGUGUAUAUUUGAGCGCGAAUACACAGAAAUAUAUGUAUUUUCAGAAAAAAAAAAUCAAAACCUAAGUAUAGCAGGUACCUACAAUGUGAUGUCAAGUGUAAUUAUUUGUACAAACGUAUUUAAAACAUAUUUUUAUUUGCGAAUAAUUUACAAGUCUGUAAUCGAGCGGUUUAUUAUUAUUAUUAUAACCGCCUUCUGUGCGAGUUUUACGGUACCUAUAAAUCGAAAUCACUACAGGUACUGGUUACCGGGGAGUGAACGCGCUGAUCGAUUCCGCGGCGGGCGCGAAGUACGCGACGGCGGGCCGCUUGGACCGGGUUCGCGGCAUGUUGGACGGCGGCAGCGAGACGAUGGCCGAAUUGUUACGGCCCGUCGAACCGCUGGCCGUUUUGUGCCACGGCGACUUUUGCCGGAACAACCUGCUGUUCCGGUACGACCCGGCCACCGGGCAGCCGGCAGACGCCACGAUGUUUGACCCCGCACAGGCCCGGUACGCGUCGCCCGCCGUCGACCUGUCGUUCUUCCUGUUCAUGAACACCACGGACGCCGACCGGACGGCCCUGUGGGACGACUACGUGGCCGCCUAUCUGGCCGGAGUCGCGGACGUUCAGCCGCCGGCCGGCGAUGGCCGCCCGGCGCCGCUGACCGCCGCGGACGUAGACGCCGAGAUGCGGGCGCACGGUCUGUACGGUUACGCGCAAUGUUCGUUCUUCCUGCCCGCCAUGGUGGACACCAGACCGCCGGACGUGGAGCGGCUCACCACUUGCACUGACGACGAGCGCAUCGAGCUCAUCAAUGAGUCCGGCGGACCGGAAGCGGACAGGCUGCUCGCUUCCAUCGUCAGACACAUGGCUGACCGCCAGUACAUUUAAUACAACUGCGGUUUCGUUUUACAUUAAUAUUCACAGUUGGAUGUACUUGGAUACGAAUUAGUGUUUGAAAUUCAACCAUGUACCCUAUAAUUUUAUUAUUAGAACGAUUUUCUCGGCGCCCUUCAGAUUCGCCCUAUAUUAUAAUGUAAAAAUUUGUGUUGUAUUGUGCAAAUGUUCGCCGUUAUUGUUAUAUUGCGUUUAUCGAUUAAAAAAAAAUUAGAAAAAAAAAAAAAACCGUGAAAUUUAACGUUUAAUGUAUUUUGUGUGUUUUUGUCGAUGGAUAGUAACUAUUGCAUAACAUUGUGUCUAUUUUAUAUGCA